Molecule: messenger RNA, 780 nt
Organism: Protopolystoma xenopodis
Lineage: Eukaryota; Metazoa; Platyhelminthes; Monogenea; Polystomatidea; Polystomatidae
Source: the annotation of a GenBank genome assembly
AUGAUAAAAUUUUAUUCGGCACGUGGAUGUACACUUUCGCAUAUAUAUAUAAAAACUCUAUUCUCGAUUGAGAAUGGCAUAGAAACCACAACGCAAAUUACGGCUUCUGAGUUAAGGCAGAAUAUAGUGCCAUUCGUUGGAUCAUGUCAUCUUAUUGUAUCUUUAAAUAAACGACAUGAAAAUAAUGUUAAUGAUGCAGCUGUUAUUUAUAAAAACCACACUAAAGAUUGCUAUUUUUGCUACGAAUUUAUUGUUAGGAGUCCAAAUGUUAUUCAAUACAGAAGAAGUGAUUGCCAAAUUGCGCCUUUAUCGGGAAAUAUAAGUAGUUUAUGCUCACUUAUAUCCACCAUUGAACUUGAAACCGGGUUUGUUCAAAAUCGCGAGGACGCUUCUGAUUUUAAUUGCAAAAGCAUAAUCGAGGGUGUCUAUGCGUUUGACUAUCGCAUAGUUGGAAGCACUGGUGUAUGCUCCAGUCCUAACAGCAUUAUUAAGGCAUGUCAGAGGCAAGGAUCACCGUUGCGAGAUAAUUCUGUUUUUACACAAACUUAUGGAUAUUGCCCGGAUUUUCAAGAUAUUUCUGCGACUGAAGAUCCAAAUAUAGUUUAUGGAAAGGCAAAUAUUUGGCGCUGCUAUGGGCGUUGGGUUGACAAAGAUGGAUCAAUUUGGGCUGCGAUCGAAUAUGAUACGAAUCAGCCUAAAUUAAAGUUUAGAUGUAUGACAACUAGAAUUGACCAACAAAAUCCAGAUGACUCUAUACACUGGGCAUAUUUCCCACGUUAA